Cataglyphis hispanica is the source of this 19518-nucleotide messenger RNA. It is a transcript of the gene trol, whose product is annotated as basement membrane-specific heparan sulfate proteoglycan core protein. The transcript is spliced from 61 exons. Gene Ontology annotation, cellular component: plasma membrane; axon. The coding region runs from base 520 to 16641 and encodes 5373 amino acids. The record is from RefSeq and is a predicted model, not a curated record. NCBI's taxonomy places the organism in Eukaryota, Metazoa, Arthropoda, Insecta, Hymenoptera, Formicidae. Gene Ontology annotation, biological process: homophilic cell-cell adhesion; axon guidance; dendrite self-avoidance. Gene Ontology annotation, molecular function: calcium ion binding; cell-cell adhesion mediator activity.
UUAUCUUGUCGGUACGCUCGGCCUCUCAGACGCUACCGAACGCCGGUGCGGUGUUGUUGGCCACGGCGUGGUCGCGCGGCCUUUUCGCCGACGAAUAGCGAAUAAAGAGAGCAAACGGAGAUAGUAAGAAAAAGAGAGAGAAUCCAGAUUGUGCGCCGCGAUUUCCGGUCCUGAUCGGUUCUUCCGAUCAUCAGCUUCCGUCCGUUUCGUCCGUUCGCGCCCUCGCGGACGUUCGCGCGAAAGGAACCACCGAGGACCAUCGAGGAAGCUCUUGACAAGCAGGACGAAAAGAACCGCCGUUCUUCUUGAAGAAAUCAUUUUUUUAUCCGCUCGUUUCACCAUGCAUUGUCGCUAAGGUGACCCAUAGGUGUCGAUCGAGAGAAAGAGCGAGCGAGAAAGAUCAAGAGGGACAGACAGUAGGGGGAGAAGGAAAGGAAGAGAGAGAAAGAAAGGAAGGGUCAGUCAGGAAGAGGACGAAGAAGUCGAGGAAAGAAGUGACUCUUUGCCGGUCGCGACCGAAUGACCAGCAACGAGAUGAAGAACCGUGUGUUGCUAAAGAGUGCGUUGUUCCUGUUGCUGAUCGCGACGGACGGCUUCGUGACAGCAUCCGAGGACGAUGACUUGAUUUUCGAUCCGGAAGGUAAACAACCCGCGCUUCAAGCGCCAAUGAUCGAAACGCAUCAGGACGAAACCCUUCUUCAUAGAAUAAAGAGAGGAUUUUUCGAUUUAUUUUCCGCACCGUCGACAACAACGCAAGCGCCGCCAGAUAAUCAAGAUCAAGAUCAAACAUUUGACAACUCGGUCAUCUUCGAUGGAAAUGAAAGAAAUCAUACUCUCGAUCAUCCUGAAACGCCAAGUGCCGAAACGAGUAUCGGUAUCGAAAGAUUGACUCUUGAAAAGGACGAGAACAACGACGAAGAAAACGACGAACAUGAUAAUGAGAUAAGCAAUGUUGCGGAAAGUCAAAGAAUACCGAUAACGUAUGGAAAUUCCGAUGACGAAGAUUUGGCUGGUUCAGGAGAGCUCGAAGGCAGCGCAAACGAAGAUAGAGAAGAAUUGGGGCCAAACAUAAUAAAUCAACAUCACAAUGUUGAUGGAAAAGCACGAUUUUACCGAAUAACAUUGACAGUCGGCGAACCAUACAGACGAGAGUACUCUGACAGAAACAGUCCUGAAUAUCGGGAAUUGAGUGGCAAUCUCACGCAUGCCCUCGAGAACUUGUACAAUCGUUACAUUCCCGGAUACCAUCAUUUCGCCAGCGUCGUCAAGAUAUCACCGACUUCUGACGCGUUUACGUCACAAGUCACCUUAGACAUUGGUUCGACGUUCACGGACGAGGUUGAGGUGCGUGCCAUCCUAGAUCAACAGUUGCUGCAGUAUCAUUCUUUAGACGGUAUCCAAGUAGGUCCGGAGGGAUUCACGUUCAGGAUAUUCCAAGCCAGGGAAAAGAACGAUCAGCCGGAAUGCGAUCAAACGGCCGAAUUAAGAUGUAGAAGCGGCGAAUGCGUGUCGUUAGAAUCGCGCUGCGACGGCGUAUUACAAUGCAAUGAUGGUUCUGAUGAGGAUAAUUGCCCGACAGAUUCGCAAAAUAGAACGAGCGACGAUGUCGAGCACACUGUGGAGUCACACCGUUCCCCGGUAGAUCAGAGCGUAAAGGAAAGCUUUUUACCUUCUGAGGUAAAACCAGAAGUAUCAGACAUCGAAGAUGACAAUAGGGAAGAUGAGGUAUCUACGCUGAGGUCAUCCUCAAACAUGUGUCGCGCCGACGACACGGUACGCUGUCAAGACGGCAGUCGUCAUAUUUGCUCAGUGCAGCAGUGCGAUGGUGUUCCGGAUUGCGAUGAUGGUGGUGACGAGGUCGGCUGUCCACAUCCAGGCUGCAGCGCUGGAGAAUUCGCAUGCGAUGUAAACAGAUGCAUAUUGGAAUCUCAACGAUGCAACUUUUUGGAAGAUUGUCAAGACGGUAGCGACGAACACGACUGCAACUACCCCGCUUGCUCUUCAACCGAAUUCAUAUGCAGAAACGGACAGUGCAUCGACAAUAACAGAUACUGCGAUGGCGUGCAUGAUUGUUACGAUGGAUCGGAUGAACACAAUUGCCCCUGCAGGGAAGACCAGUUCGAAUGCUCGCCUGGUUAUUGCGUGUCCUUAUCACGACGCUGUGACGGAUACACGGACUGUAUCGGUGGAAGGGAUGAACAAAAUUGUCACAACAUGACACGAUGUCGAGCAGAUGAGUUCGAGUGCGCCAGCGGUUCGUGUGUCAGCAAAAGCGCAAGAUGCGACGGACGAAACGAUUGUCUCGAUCAUUCUGACGAGUAUAAUUGCAAUGUGACCACCUGUAGCGGAGAUCAGUUCCGUUGUCUGGACGGUAUCUGCUUAAGUAUCGACAAACGCUGCAACGGAAUCCCUGAUUGUCGCAACGGCGAAGACGAACAUCAAUGCGGUUGCGGAGAUGCCGAGUUUCGCUGUACGGAUGGCCGCUGCAUCGGCUACGAGUUGCAGUGCAACGGGGUGAACGAGUGUCCUGACGGAUCCGAUGAGAGGGACUGCGAAAAGUGGCGACAUUACUACAAUGGCAAAAAGUUUGACGCCGUUGCGAAGUUGUGGAUUUUGUACGGGCGAAAACCUAUAGAACGCCGAAGGAAUAUGAAUAUGAAACCCGAAACGACGGAAAGUGUCUAUCGUCUCGCCAUCAAGCCAACCAUGAUGAUCGGUAACCCGAUCUUGGAAGCGUUUCCGGAAGAAGCUCAACGACGGAGAUUCCCAAACUCCACGCUUCAGAAUUCCUCGACGUACUCGACAAGAAUUGCGUCCAAAUCGAAAAAUAACGAGCCCUCCUCGCAGCAUAACUCGAACAAUGCGGAGUUUGGUCGAUUUCGCAAACCUGACAUGAAGAAUUGCAAUGGCAGUAUCAAAAUUCAUCAUUUAACUAUUAGCCGUGCCUUGUCGCAAUUAAAUCAGUUUCACGCUUCCAAUCCUAAGUUUUUAAAGUUAUCGGAUAAUCUUAUAAGAUCGUUAUUGAGAUUAAAACAUAAUAAAAUUUCAUUAAAAGACAUUCGCUUACAAUUUACCGAUAAUCAGAAUAGAACGCAAAAAAUAAAAUAUGAGAGUAAUCUCGAUUAUAAACCGAGAAAAUCUAAUGCGUUCACUUCAAAUGCGACGAUUAAUUCUUUAUCCAGUUCAAAAGAGGACAGAAAUUCUACGGAAAAAAACAUUUUUAAUAUGAAAAAUUGGAACAUUAAGAUCAAAAAUAAUACUUUCUUAAAAAAUAAAGAGAGAUAUUGGAACAAUAUUAAUGUAUCAGAAACGAGAUUGGAACUAGAACAGAAAGAAAAUAAAAAGAUACCAAUAAACAUAUCGAAUAGACAUCAUAUUAUUUUCAAUAAUAUAAAAAGACCUUAUCACUUUAAAGAUACUAUUUUAAAAACUACGAAAAAUGAUGCCAACACUCUACAGAUUAACAGUUCGAUUUACAAAUUUAUUACUGAAGUUACACCCACAUUUCAACUGAACAAUUCGACAGCUGCUGAGAUUUCAAAUAAGACAAUUUCUGGAUUGAUAACAGUAGCAAACGAGACUGACAUUAAUGUUUCUGCAACUGUGAGCACAACUAAAAAAAUUCACGAAAAUUAUUCCUCGAUGAAGAUAGAAAAGAUGCUAUAUGAAUCUAAGUCCCCAAACGUAAAAUUACAUCGGUAUUUUCCAACUAUCAAUCAAACCUUUAUAAGCAUUGACAGUAUCGAUAAAAUAUCAAUAGAUCCUUCGACUUCAAAUUAUAAAUCAAUUCAACCAAAUCGCGAUCACGGUAAGAAAAUAUAUAGCACGAGCAAAAUGCGCAAGCAAUCAAAUAGCACUUUCGAAAGAUUCUACGAAAGUAACGGAAACUCGACGGAAAGCAAUGACAAUAUUGAUCCCGGAUUUAUAAACUCCAUCGAAACGCCCAAAUCAAUAACUAUAGACGAUUAUGUGUACUCGAUAUCAAAGGAAUUACAAGAAUCUAGGGAAAUUCUGGAAAAAGGACUAAAGGAUGAUUUUGACGCUUUAUUAAACUGGGCCAAGGCGUCUUCGACGAGGACUCCAGACAUCAUCACACGAAAUGAAAACGAGUUGAGGAUGGAAGAAACCGAGAAAGACGACAAACAUAAGUGCAAAAAUUGUCAUAAUGAUCGUAAAAACAACAGGUCCAAGAAGGGGAAGAAAAAUGACGAUGCGAAGCACGAAAGAAAACCUAUGUCAACCGCCGCUGGGACGGUUGACGAAACGACGAGUGUCGAUUAUAGCAACGAUUAUAGCUCAGAGCAGAGAAAGACUAAGUCUUCUCGUAAUGAUUCAGGAUAUGACAAAGCUGAUAGUAAUCGGAAUAGCACUGACAAGAGCGACUGGCAUCUUACUGAUGAAAUUACAACGGAAUAUCUUAAGAUGGAUUCCUUUAGCGUUGAUGAGUCCGUCACAGAACACCUUAAAAAAGACAAUAGCAAGGGAGGACUUCAGUCAGAAGAAAUAACGAAUGCGGAUUUUAUCAUCGAUAAUACUACAUUUUAUUCAUCAACAACGUUUAAAGGAAAAAAAGUUAAGAAAUGUAAAAUACGGAUUACAACAACCACGGAGAACAGUUGGUGGUAUUCUAGAAAAAUAGAUAAUGAAGAAAAUGAAGAAUUGAUUAAUUGUGAAGAUGUCACUUCAUUUCCUGUUACAAGCGAUUCUGAAGAUAAAACUGAAACAGACAAUUAUAGUAUUUUGACUAACAAUGAUUAUCUUUUCACGUAUGAAAAAAUAUCUACACCAAUCAGCGUUAUCUCACCCUUAAAAAAUCUUGAUUCUAAAAAGAAUGACGAACUAAGUAAUGUAAAAAAAAAUACAACGUAUGAUACAAUUACAAACCAAAAAAAUAAAGACAAAAAUAGUUCAACAAAAAAAUCAAUCUUGGAUAAAAAACGUGAUGAAAAUAACGAAAGUACACGUGAAUGGUCUUGGAACAGGGAAAGUACUACACAUCCUAUAACGAGAACUACCACGAACGAUGAGAUUUCGAAUCUCGACAGCGUAGAGGAAGAAGAUUCAACAGAGAAAUGUCCAAGCAAAGACAACGAAAUCGAUAACGACGUCGUAGAGGAUUACGAGGCCGAUAACUGUAACAAGAAUCAGCACGCGUGCGACAAGUACACGUGCAUCGAUGACGAUCAAGUUUGUGACGGUAUCGUAGACUGUAUUAACGCCAGCGACGAGAUUGACUGCGAUUACAUAUACAUCAAGAAAUGGGAGGAAUACCAGAGAGCCAACGGACAGCUCGGGAAGUUUGACCUUCCAUUUCAGAAUUCUAUCGAUGACACGUCGCUCGACGGAUGUAGCCGUUAUGAGCACCCUUGCGAUGACGGAUGCAUAAAUGCACUGAACGUUUGCGACGGCAAGAGAGACUGCCUGGACGGUACUGACGAGGAGGAUUGCUCGAACUUUGAAGAGCGGGAAUGCACGCCUAACCAGUUCAAAUGCGCCACCGGGAACAAGUGCAUCGAGGACGUCUACAGGUGCGACGGCCAUCCGGAUUGUCCAGAUCACAGCGACGAGGACUGCGUUCCAUCCGCUAACGACACUACACACACCACUUCGCCUACCACCAACUCGUCCGAUCCACGCUGGACACCGAUACGCAGGAGGGAAUGCGAUCUAAGGACGGAAAUGCGUUGCGACGAUGGUGGUUGCGUUCUCCUACGGCGUAAAUGCGACAAUAUCUUCGACUGCCUCGAUGGCAGCGAUGAGCGGGGUUGUGGGCUAUGUACACCUGCCGAAUGGAAGUGCGCCAGUGGCGAAUGCUUGCCAGAAAAUCAGAGAUGCGAUGGAAUAACGCAAUGCAGCGACGGAUCCGAUGAGGAUCGAUGUGUAACCGAAUGUCCGGCUGGAUGGUUUCGAUGCAACGAUGGAUUGUGCCUCGACAUUAAGAGACGUUGCGAUGGUCGGCCGCAUUGCUCGGACGGCUCCGACGAAAUCGAUUGCCCUCGUAAUGAAUGCCCCGACGGUCAACUACCCUGUGACAACGGCGUCUGUAUCAAUAAGAACUUCUUCUGCGACCGCAAUAUCGACUGCCAUGACGCUAGUGACGAACGAGAUUGCCCGGAUAGAGAGGAGACCGGUAGUUCUGGCCAAGAAUGUCAUCCUGACAGCUUUACCUGCAGAGAUGGUAGCUGCAUACCUCGUACAGCGGUAUGCGACGGUCGCGCGGAUUGUCCGUAUGACGAGGAUGAGAUCAACUGUCGUCAAGGAUGCACGCGGGAUCAAUUCCAGUGCACUAACGGAGACUGCAUCCCUGCCAAUCAGAGAUGCAACGGAUACAUCGAGUGUGCUGAUGGCUCUGACGAGCCGGAGGAAUGCGAGCGGCCAGAGAAACCAGAACCAGGUCAAUGCGUAGAGAAUCAAUUUAUGUGUAUUUCGGACAGAAGAUGCGUUCCACAAUCUUCCAUUUGUAACGGAAUUCCAGAAUGCAGAGAUGGAUCCGACGAGCAUAACUGCGAUCAAGGAGCGGAAUGCUCGUAUGAGGAAUGGCAGUGCAAGAGCGGUGAUUGUAUACCUCGACAUCAACAUUGUGAUCGCCGAAUUGAUUGUCCGUACGACGACAGCGACGAGUUGGGCUGUCACUAUAGAUCGAUGCAAAGAAAUCACAGUAUAUGCAACACGCAUGAAUGGAUGUGCAAUGAUGGUCAUUGCAUCCCGCUGCAUCAGCGGUGCGACAAAAGGCUCGACUGUCCUAGAGAUAUGUCCGAUGAAAUGGACUGCAGUUAUGAUAAUUAUACCGAUGUAACAUCUGAUCUUAGGCUGAAGACAUAUCCCAGUGAACAAGUGAUUAAAGAGAACCCGGCGAAGCAAGGUCGCGAAGUCGUAUUUCAAUGCCGUGACGAGGGUCUCCUACGUGCCAGAGUACGUUGGAUCCGCGGCAAUGGUCUUCCUCUGCCGCCCGGUAGCCGAGACAUCAACGGUCGCCUAGAAAUACCCAACAUCCAGCUCGAGCACGCCGGCACUUACAUUUGCGAAGCCGUGGGUUAUCCACCGUCCACUCCGGGCCGUCAAGUGAACGUUAUUCUCACCGUCGAGAAGUUUGAACAACCGGCCACCAGACCACCGCAAGUGUGUCAGUAUGAUCAAGCUACUUGCAGCAACGGAGACUGUAUUCCCAAAUCGUACGUUUGCGACGGCAAAUUUGAUUGCACCGAUGGAUCCGACGAGAUGCGAUGCAGUCCGCACGGAUGCGAGCCCAAUGAAUUCCGUUGCAAUAAUAAGCAGUGCGUCAGCAAGUUGUGGCGUUGUGACGGCGACAAGGAUUGCGCAGACGGCAGCGAUGAAGAAAACUGCGCGCCGUCUCCCCCGGGAUCUCCAUGCCGUUACAACGAGUUUCCCUGCAAUAGCAACAAACAGUGUAUCCCGAAGAGCUAUCACUGCGACAUGGAGCGCGACUGCUUGGACGGCAGCGACGAAGUUGGAUGCUCUCCCGUUUACAUCGUGAAACCACCACCGCCGAUGGUUGUUCUCGAGCCAGGCGAAAUGUUACUUCUUACUUGCACCGCGAUCGGUGUCCCGAUACCGGAAAUCAACUGGCGACUCAACUGGGGACAUAUCCCCGCGAAAUGUACAACCGUGUCUAUUAAUGGAACGGGCACACUGACAUGUCCGGACAUACAAAUCCAGGAUCAGGGCGCGUAUUCAUGCGAGGCUUUGAAUGUCGGCGGUUUCGUUUUCGCCGUGCCGGACGCCAUCGUCGUCGUGAAAGAACCUCGCAACAUUUGUCCGAAGGGCAAGUUUAAUUCCGAGGCGAAGGUCGUCGACGAGUGUAUCUCGUGCUUCUGCUUCGGCGUCGCCACCGAGUGCCGCAGCGCCGAUCUUUUCACUUAUCAGAUUCCACCGCCGCUUGACCGCCACAAGAUUGUGUCCGUCGAGAUUAUUCCCACAAUCAAAAUCCACGGUGACAUCAGCAACCAGAUAUCUCAAAUCCGCCCGAUCGGUCGAGAUGGCGUUCAACUACUGGAAUCUUUCAGCAACGAACUGAAUGUCUAUAACGUUCCUUACUUUGCGCUGCCAGAGAACUAUCACGGUAGUCAAUUAAAAUCUUACGGCGGCUACUUGAAAUAUUCGAUCCGUCACAGCGGUAAUGGUACGCCAAACAAUGCACCUACCGUUAUCUUGAGCGGCAACAAUUACAUCCUGGUGCACAAAGGUAAAGAGCUGACGCCCGAUUACGAGACCGAAGAAUCCGUCAGAUUCUUCUAUGGUGACUGGUACAAGCAACAAGGAAGAAACGAAGUCCCGGCCUCCAGAGAGGAGAUCAUGAUGACGCUGGCAAACGUGGACAACAUCCUUAUAAAAGUGAAAUACGACGACUCGCCACAGCUGGACGUUCGUCUCACCAACAUCGUGGUGGACACCGCCGAUGCGCGAAAUACUGGUUUAGGAUCCGCAUCCUUUGUUGAGGAAUGUCAAUGUCCUACCGGAUAUACUGGUCUAUCUUGCGAGCACUGCGCGCCUGGUUAUCUGAGGCGAGAGAGUGGACCGUGGCUUGGUCAGUGUUAUAGAGAUGAACCUCCGUGCCCUCCAGGAUACUACGGCGACCCCUCAAGAAACAUCCCGUGCCAGAUUUGUCCUUGUCCGCUUACCAAUCCAUCAAACCAAUUUGCUCGCACGUGUCAUCUUGGAUCUGACGGGCAGCCUACGUGUGAUUGUCCCGCUGGCUAUGUUGGUCGCAGAUGCGAACAGUGUGCCGCCGGUUAUCAAGGGAAUCCUCUUAUUCCUGGAGAUAUGUGCAUCCCGCUUCAACAAUGCGAUCCUAACGGCAGUCUUAGUCCUAACGCCGAUCCACAUACUGGAAAGUGUCAUUGCAAGCAAUAUGCAACGGGUCUCACUUGCAAUCAAUGUAAGGCGAAUACCUUUAAUCUGGCCUCGACAAAUCAAUUUGGAUGCAUAGCUUGUUUCUGUAUGGGUAUUACAAACAGAUGCGUCUCUUCUAAUUGGUACAGGAAUGAGAUUCGUGUAUCAUUUACCAAUUCGAUUCGAGAUUUCUCUCUGAUCGAAUCCAAGAGCACCGACGCGUCAGCCAUUGUAGAAGGAAUUCAUCUGAACACUAUCAGCCGAGAAAUAAUCUACAGCAACUUCCCGAAUCGUGGAAACAAUGACGUUUACUAUUGGCAAUUACCCAGCAUUUUCCUAGGGGAUCAAAUAACAUCUUACGGCGGUAAUCUCAAGUACACUGUCAGAUACGUUCCUUCUCCGGGCGGCCAAAGUUCGAGAAAUAACGCCGCAGAUGUUGAACUUAUCAGCGCUAACGAUAUCAACUUGCUCUACUACUCUCGCGAGUCUCCCGAGCCAAAUUCUCAGCAAUCGUUCACCGUGCCAUUACUCGAGCAAUAUUGGCAACGCAAUGAUGGAACUCAAGCGGAUCGAGAGCACCUUCUAAUGGCUUUGGCAGACGUGCGAGCCAUCAGAAUCAAAGCCACUUACACGACGCAUACAGACGAAGCUGCGCUCUCUUUCGUAUCGUUGGACACUGCCGAGAAGUACAACACCGGUAAAGCGCGCGCGGUCGAAGUUGAAGAAUGUACUUGUCCCAGCGGCUACAGAGGACUUUCCUGCGAAGAUUGCGAUGUUGGUUAUACCAGAGCCAUUGAAGGUCUCUACUUGGGUAUCUGCGAACCAUGCAACUGCAAUGGUCAUUCAAAUCAAUGCGAUCCUGAGACUGGCGUUUGUGAGAAUUGCGCUGAUCACACUACCGGUGAUUAUUGUGAGAUAUGCGAAUCGGGAUACGAAGGGGAUGCUACCCGAGGCACGCCGAACGAUUGUACGUAUGGAAGUCCCACACAACCCGAGCUAUGCAGAUGCAACGAGGCUGGCUCGCGCAGCACUUUGUGCAUCAACGGUCGGUGCGAAUGCAAAAGGAAUGUUGAGGGCCUAGAAUGUAAUCGGUGCCGCCCGUCGACAUACGGAUUACGUGCCGAGAAUAUUGAUGGAUGUAUCGAAUGUUACUGUAGCGGGGUAACUGAUCAAUGUCACGAAAGCACAUUGUAUGUACAACAAAUACCGAUGUGGGUGUACGAUUCACAUCAUGGUUUCACUCUCACGGACUCGACUAGACGCGACAUAAUCGACGACGGUUUCGAAUUGAACGUGGCUAUGAACGAAAUCGGUUAUCGCUAUCCGGAUAGCAGAAGCCGCAGAUUGUUCUGGUCGCUACCGAGCGUCUUCACCGGAAACAAAGUGAAGAGUUAUGGUGGAAACUUGACUUUAACACAGCAUAUCACUGCGUAUCCUGGUGCUCAGAGUUACAAAGAUCAAGAUAUUCUCUUGAUCGGCAAUGGCAUCACAUUGUUCUGGACAAAUCCAACAGAGCUUCAACCUGAUAUUCCACUGACCUACUCCGUUCCAUUGAAAGAAAACGAAUGGAAACGAUUGACCACCGAAGGACCACGAAGCGCUUCCAGAACAGACCUCAUGAUCGUUCUCUCGAAUCUGGAGGCUAUCUUGGUCCGCGCGUCCCACAGCGAGCGUAUGACCGCGACAUACAUAAGCGACAUCAGCAUGGAUACAGCCGUGGAGAACCUAACCGGAGAGCGACGAGCGACUCAGAUCGAAGCCUGCCGUUGUCCGACUGGUUACACAGGAACUUCCUGCGAAAUCUGCGCUCGCGGUUAUUACAGAGACACCAGCGAUCGAUCCGUCAGUUAUCUGGGCGCGUGCAAUCUCUGCCCGUGCAACAAGAACGAGGAGAGCUGCGAGAUCAGCAGAUCCGGUCAGGUCAAAUGCCACUGCCUACCAGGUUACACGGGACAGUAUUGUCAAGAUAGUGUCGUCGGUGAGCUCAUGGUAAGCCUAAUGCCUAUGAAAGGCGAAGUUGAGCCAUAUUCCACGAUCCAAUUUACGUGCAACUAUGACUAUCCAGACAUGUUUCACAUCUAUUUUAAAUUAUCGUCACUUGCUGGGUUGCCCGUAACUGCGAGGGGUGACAAACCCGGACAUACAGUCAAGACAGAGAAAGGAGCUUUCCGCAAAUGGUCCGUCCACGUGGGACGCACUGCUUGCAACGUCGAAUGUCACAUUGUAAACUACCGUGGCAAAGAACUGGUCAAGAUCGUGACAUCGAUUACGCCAGUUGGAGAACCGCAAACGACUACUACACCUAGCCCAAUACCUCCACCGAGGAUUAUAGUUUACAUUCAAGAACCGGAAUUCCAGAUUGUUCACACCGGAAAUACCGUCAGAUAUCAUUGCACGGGCAGAUCCAUAGAUAGCAAUUCGGUGAACAUUAGAUGGGAGAAAGAAGGUGGUCAAUUACCGCCUGGCAGAAGUGUGGACGAUUCUAAUGGACUGUUGGUCAUUAGAGAUGUGAAGGUAUCAGAUAGCGGCAUAUACGUUUGCCAAGUGAGCGAUGGAAUAAACAUCGGACGAAAGAAAGUCACUCUAACUGUUGGAGGAGCCAACCCGGUGGAACCUAAAAUCGUUAUAAGUCCAUCGUAUCAACAAGUGAGAGAAGGCGAACCAGUCGAAUUCCGCUGCGAAGCUACUGGUAAUCCGCCACCUCAAUUAGACUGGAUUCGAGUCCACGGAAUCAUGAGCCCGGAGGCGACAUUCUAUAAUGGUGUAUGGAGUCUUCCAGCUGCAUCGAAGAACGACGCAGCCGAGUAUAAAUGCAUUGCUAGAAACAAUGUUGGCGUGGAUGAAAAGACGACCAUCUUAUAUGUUCAAGACAAUCCUAAUAAACCACCACCUCAAGGUUUACCACCAACCGUAACUCCAUCCGAAUGGUCUGGAACUAUCAACGAUGCUGUCAGAUUGAUCUGUACGCCAUCCCAGCAUGCGAAUGUCACUUGGACAAGAUCCGGCGGAUUACCGUUGCCUUAUACAGCCAGUCAACAGGAUGGGAUCUUAACUAUCGCCAAUCCUAGUCCGAGCGAUUCCGGCUUAUACGUGUGUACUGCGACAAGCAUACGCGGAACGGAAACGAGCACCUCCGCUAGGAUAACAAUAAUUCCUCGCAGAGAUCCACCCACUGUCAAAGUUAGACCCGAAAGGCAAGAGGUGUCCCAGGGCAUGGUUGCCGAGGUGCAUUGCAUUACCAGCGGAGAGCCAGGUGUACAGGUGAAAUGGAGCAAAUACACAGAAACGAUGAGUUCGCGUGUGCAACAAGUAGGAGACACGCUUAGGAUCAUUAACGCUCAGGUCUCCGAUCGAGGAGUAUAUAUCUGUCGGGUUACUAGCUCUUCGGGCAGUUACGAGGCCAGUGCCAUAAUCGAAGUUGAACCUCGCGAAGCUCCAGUCUUAGAGCUAUAUCCUCAAGACGUCCAAACGGUCAUCCUCGGCGGUUCGGCCGAUCUUCAAUGUCGUGCGAAGGCUGGCUUCCCGGUGCCCGAGUUGCAUUGGUCUCGUCAGGACGGCCGACCAUUUGCUUCCAACAUCGAACAGCUUCCUGGCGGACUGCUCAGACUAUCGAACAUCACGGUGAACGAUGACGGCGCCUAUAUCUGCUCCGCGUCAAACGAAGUCGGCUCGACAUCGGUUAUCGCGCACAUCGAGGUGCAAUCUCUGCCUGUGAUCACUAUUACUCCGAAGCACGGUAUUUUGCAAGUGAAACGCGGAAGUCGAGUCCGUUUAAUGUGCAGCGCAAGUGGUUAUCCGCAGCCUAACGUAGCUUGGAGCAAAUACGUGCAUGGAGUGACUAUACAUGACACAUACAGCAGAACAGCAGCCACUCCACUGAGCGCUGUAUAUGAAAUAUUCUCCGUUUCAUCCGACGACGAAGGAUCUUACACUUGCCAGGCUACAAACGCUGUAGGAAUAGCAGAAGAGCGUAUCCAAAUACGCAUCGAGGACGAUGAUGAUUACGCUCCUUGCACUGGUGAGAGAGGCGAUAUUCCGUGCGACGACCGACAACCUGAUAAUAGAGAUCCAAAUCAACAAGGAGUGUUGAUUCCCAAAGACUACUUGAGAAUCCCGAACGGUGGCAAGGUGGAGAUGCGUUGUCAGGUCCUCGGACUCGACGGUGAUCAAAUCUAUUUGGAUUGGAAGAGGAGCGAUCAUCGUGCCUUGCCGGAAGGUAGCACAGUGCACAACGGAGUAUUAAGCAUUCCGACCGUCGACAGAAACGCAGCCGGAGAAUACAUCUGUUUGGGCUUGGAUCCUGCCGGUACCGUGCUCUUCAGGGCGAAAUCCCACCUUGAAAUUAUAUCUCCGCCGAGAAUUGAAUUAAAUCCCACGCGUCAGACAGUGGGACCUGGAGAGAAUCCAUCCAUAAUUUGCACUGCUACGGGAGAUGAACCUCUGCAUAUCGAAUGGGAAGCUAUAGGACGUCCAUUGCCGCAUUCGGUAUCGCACGACCGCGGCAUCUUGCAAUUCCACGGUAUCACCUAUUCCGAUGCCGGUAAAUACGUGUGCAAAGCGACGAACGGAGCGGGAACAGCGGAAGCGGUAGCAGAAGUUUUAGUCAAUGAACAUUCUUACGACGACACAGAGGUUCGUGCUGAACAGAGAGACGUGGUGACGCAUGCUGGCAAUUCCGUGCGUUUACGUUGCGUGGUACGUGAACGUGCGACGAUUCAUUGGAGUCGAGAGGGACAAGCCUUGCCGAGCACCGCGCGAAUCGGAGAAGAUUACUUAGAGUUGACGCAAGUGAAACCAGAAGACAGUGGAAGAUACAUCUGUCAAGCCCAAACCAGCCGCGGUGUAUCCAGCGAUUAUAUUAAUUUCAACGUAUCUCUAGUUAAUUUGCUUGCGGAUUGCAUGCCAGUGUACCGAUCGCAGUGCAGGCACUGGGAAUAUGAAUGCAGAAGUCUACAAUGCAUUCCAAUGGAAUACUUUUGCGACGGCUAUGUUCAGUGCAACGAUGGUACUGACGAACGCUUCUGCCGCAACGCGCUCUAUCGCCAAUAUCUUCAGAGACGACGCGCUGCUCUCGUGCCAUCAAUUAGCGUCGAGGUAUCUCAAGAUCCAAUAAACAUCGGCGACACAGUUGAUAUACAUUGCACGUGCACUGGACGAAGCCCACGUUAUCACUGGUCGAGACCGAAUCAUGUGAGCCUACCAACAAACGCACAAGAAUACAGCAAUGUCCUGAGGCUGACUAAUGUAGCUGUCACCGAUAGUGGACCUUACAGAUGCAUAGUAGACACGCCCGAGGGUACAUUCGAAAAGGACUUUAAUCUGAUUGUUCAUGGCGGAAUUCUCGAUGAACCAGCGAUUGAAACGAAAUUUGCGCCGCACGGGUCAAGUCUAGAAAUGGAUUGUCGUAUCGACCUCGAUCCACCAAUACAAUAUCAGUGGAGUAAACUUGGUGGAUUUUUACCACGUGAUACCCAGACUUUGGAAAACAAAUUAAAGCUAACUAAUGUCAAAGCUGAGGAUGCUGGAACAUACAUUUGCGUUGGAUAUAAUGGACAAGCGCGAGUAGAAGUUCCUACGGUGCUGGUCGUAACAGGAGUCGUGCCUAAUUUUAGUCAGGCACCCGAAAGCUACAUCGCUUUUCCACCUUUACCCGACUCCUAUCUUAAGUUCAAUAUCGAAAUCUCUUUCAAGCCAGAAAAUUACGACGGCAUUCUAUUGUACAACGCCGAGUCCGCUCAUGGCAACGAUGACUUCAUUGCUUUAUCUUUAAUUAAUGGAUAUCCGCAAUUUAAAUUUAAUCUUGGAUCUGGAUCAGCUGUUGUCCGCGCGGAUAAACCUAUUACUCUGAGCGACUGGCAUACCAUCAAGAUCCAACGCAAUCGAAAGGAGGCAACGAUGUUGGUAGACGGUGAGAGCUCUUACAAGGUGAUUGCAAUAGGUAGGCGUCAAGGUCUGGAUCUCAAAGAGCCUCUCUACAUCGGCGGAGUGCCCAGUGAGAUCAACAAACAAUCCGAGAUGAACACGGGCUUUGUUGGGUGCAUCAGCCGACUAGUCCUCGGAGAGAAGCAGGUUGAUCUGAUCGGCGAUCAGACAGACAGUGUGGGAAUCACGAGCUGCGAGACCUGCGCCGAAAAUCCCUGUAACAACGGCGGUGUAUGCCAAGAAGCGGCCACAAAGAACGGCUACACAUGUCUGUGCCGAGCUGGUUUCAGUGGUAAACACUGCGACUAUGUCGGACAGUCCUGCUAUCCAGGUGCAUGCGGAGAAGGUAAAUGUGUCGACAAGGAUAUCGGCUUCGAUUGUUAUUGUCCGAUCGGAAAGACGGGAUCACGAUGCGAGCAUUCGGUGAACAUCCAUAAUCCAGCUUUCCGUAAUGAGAGGGCUUAUCUUGCGUACGAGACUCCGAAAGCUCUUAGACGGCUUAAGGUAACCAUGAGUUUUAAUCCUACGGACUCCGGGGAUGGAAUCUUGAUGUAUGUUUCUCAAAAUGACGAAGGCCUCGGAGAUUUUGCAGCGCUUAUAAUAAAGGACAAACACAUUGAAUUCCGCUUCGAUAUCGGCUCCGGAAUGGCAACGAUAAGAUCACCUCAUGCAGUCCAGCCCUGUGUAUGGACGUAUGUAACGGUGAAUCGAGACUUCAGGGAAGCCAAAUUGUCAGUGAACGGCAAACCAUUUGUGGAAGCCAAAUCACCCGGAGCUUCCAGAACCAUGGUCUUAAAUACACCUCUUUACAUUGGAGGAGUGGAUCGCAGAAAAAUCACGAUCAAUAAGAAUGUCGGUGUCGAUCGUAGUUUUCGUGGAUGUAUAAGCGAAAAGUUCGAAGUUUUAUCAGCUAGUUUGGACAUAUUGAAAUCAUCGAUUGACGCAGCCAAUAUCGAGAACUGUUCGAUGUCUCAUCUGAAUCAGACAAUAAUGCAUACCACUAUCACAACUUUGGCACCAUCUACUCAGCCGCCAACAACAUUGUUCGAUCCUUGUGCAUGGAAUCCUUGCAUCCACGGCAUAUGUCAAAGUUCAAAUGUGUAUGAUUAUUCAUGUACAUGCGAAUACGGAUAUGUGGGCAGAAACUGUGAGAACGUACUGAAACAAUGCGAAUUACUUACACCAUGUAGAAAUGGGGGUUCUUGCUCCGAUCUUCAUGGAUCUUAUAAAUGCGAUUGUCGCCUUGGUUACAACGGGCAGAACUGUGAAAAGUUGGCAGAGAUCACGUACGAUGUUGCCUUCAAAGGAGACGGCUGGUUGGAACUAGAUAGAUCUGUUAUGACGCACGAAGAAAAACGUGAAGUUUUAGGCCUUGAAAUCAGUACAAACAAGAGCAACGGACUGAUUAUGUGGCAUGGUCAAACUUUGAAUGAUCUAACACCUGAUGAUUACAUUGCCGUUGCUGUAGUAGAUGGAUACGUGGAGUAUCAAUACAAUUUAGGCUCCGGUCCCGCUGUAAUUCGCGUCACCGCUCAGCGAGUUGAUGACGGAGAACGACAUAGAAUAAUUCUGAAACGUCAAGGAAGCGAAGGAAGUAUCGAACUGAACGGCGAGCACACUGAAAACGGUGUAAGCGAUGGGCUUCAACAAAUCCUGAACGCGAGAGGUAGCGUUUAUUUGGGCGGAUUGCCGGAUUACGCGAUGGCUUAUGGAAGAUACCAUGACGGAUUCUCCGGUUGCAUUUACACUUUAGAGGUACAAGACUCGGGAGCUAUCGAUAUCGGCGAGAAGGCUAUCAGAGGAGUAAAUGUGUCGCCAUGUACGAGUGAUCGAACUGAUAGACUUCCCACACGUGGUGACCUCAGCUAAAAGAAGGAUCUGCAUUUGAAAAACAUAUUGCGAGUUCAUAUUGUUAUACAGGCUGUAGUACAGUUAUUGUAAAUGUCGAAUUUAAAGCCAAAAAUAUAAUAGCCAUUAAAUUUUUCAUACAUAUCUAAUGUUUUGAAAAGAACAUUAUAAGAUAGAGGAUCAAAAGCAAAUCUGAUAUCAUAGUUGAUCAAACAUUGUCAGAACAUUAAGAUACAUAACAUAAAGAGAUAAACUUUUCGAUUAUGAUAAGAGAAUAAUUUUGGGAUAAUAUCCUGCUCAUAUAAAAAUCGAAAAGUAACACAUAAAUAACUCCACGAUUUAUAAACAGUUUUUAGUGAGACGGAGCGUGAAAAAUACGAAAGUGAUUGUUACUAAAGGAGCAACAAAACAAUUUUAUAUUCAUAGAGAAUCUAUCAUGCAUUAAUAUCGCUAUCAAUAUUUUAUAAUUAAAGUAACUAUAACGUUUUAUAUUGUGUUAUUUAUAUAAAAAGAUUGAAACAAUUAAUUCGCAAAUAACAAUUAUUUUAAAAAUGCGAGAAAAAUUUAUGCAUUUAGAAAAUCAUUCUUAAACUAUCAGUUAAUAUAAUAAAAAAUUUAGCCAUUGAGUUUUUCAUUUCAUCCACUUUGUCUUAUUUUGAAUCAGCUGAAUAAUAAUUGCGAACAGUUAAUGCGAUGACUGAUAUGAAACAAAAAUGUAUUAAUGAUAAAGUGUAUAGUCUAUAAUUUUUCACUGCCAUGUGCUAAUUUAUUCAUAUUCGUAAUAUGAUAAAGAAGAUUUGCAUCAAAUAGGACAAAUAUUAUUCACUAGAGUAUGAGUGUAAUCAAAGUUUUAAUAGACUUUGAGAUAUCUCUCCCACUACCAAAAAGACAAUAAAUUCUCGUCACAGCCAAAGUUAUUUUGUUGGGGAAACAGAAAACGACUUUUUCUAUAUCAUAUUAUAUAUUGAAUUUUUAGUAAAAAGUUGGAAAAAGCGCAGAGAUUUAUAUAUUUAUAACACAAAAAGUCACCUUCCAUUGAAUUAUAGAUUGACUUAAAAAAUAAAAUCCUUCAAGUAAAAAAUAGAAAAAAAAAAAUAUAUAUAUAUAUAUAUAUAUAUAUAUAUAUAUAUAUAUAUAUAUUCAAAAUGAUAAUCAAAUAAAAAAUCGAUAAGCAUUGCUUCUCUAAAUUCACUCAGAUUGCACUCAUACCAUGAUGAAUACUAUCAGUUAUUAUAUCGUACAUAUGUAGGUGCUUAUACAUGUGAUUUUUAAUGCGAUAUAUAUAGGCGAAUAAUCAAGAAUAUAUAAUAGGUAAUGAAUAAAUAACAAUAUCAUCGAACACACGUACAGUACUUUUGUAUAUUAAAAGGUUUAAAUCAGUUUAUACAUGAUACAUGUAUAAACGAAGAAAGUUACAUACAUGAAAGAAAAUCGCGAUAAGUAGGUCAAAAUGAUGUAGGUAAAAAAUAUGUGUUGCUACAUAUAUAAAAUUUAUAUUGAAUAAAUUAUGAGACACUAUAUAUGCGCACUGUGCGGAUAAUUAGAACAGUCUCUAAUAUUCUCUAUAUUUAAGACUUUAUGAAAGUAAAAUGUAAUUUGAAAGUAAUAACAAUUAUUGCUUGCGCGCGCAGCCGGCAAGAUCGUAUCUACGCAAUUAGAUUAUUAUUUAGAAUAUCAGUUAAAGUGCAAUAUUUAUCAUAUAAAUACAAAUAUUUCUAUUGUAAUUGCAUACAUUAAGCAAAACAUGCAAUUGAUUUAAAUCUUUCUAAAUCAUUGAAUUAUAUUUAUUAUUAUAUGUACAUUUUUUAAACAGAAUGUUUUUAUAUCGGUACGAUUUACCGAAUAAUUAAUUUCUAAUUUUAAACACAUUUUACCUAGGUGCAAUAUAAUUACGUAUCUAUUUUAUAAGUUUAUACGAGAUAAAAUAUAGUAAAUACAUACACAUAUUCUCCUAUAAUGUAUAUAAUAAUUAAAAAUGCAAAAGAGAUCUGCCUCCAUAAUGCAUAGAUAUUUAAUCUAUCUUUUUUUUUUCUUUUUAUAAAUAUAUAAUUAAUAACAUAAUUAUAUUCCAUCAAAAAGUAUUGUCUAAUUUUUGCAAGUAAAGCGUUAUAUUUUUUUACAAUCUCCAUAUGUAAUAUAUAUUACAAUAUACGCUUAUUAUCAAUAUUCAACAUUUCAUUUAUGUAUCUUUUAUGCAAAUACAAAAUAUAUCAAAUUAACCAAGUAAAAAUAUCGCACAUAAUGUGCAGCAAGAAAUAUGAUUGUGAAGGAUAUUCUAUAGAGUGUCUUUAAAGAAUUAUUUAAAAAAUGAGACACCGAAAUAUAUAAUGUAUAACUCCCGUAAAGUUUUCUACAUCCGCUACGAUUCUAUUAUACCACACUGUAAAUGAUCAUGUACAGGACAACUCGAGGAUGCAUAUACUUGUAUAUUAUUAUAUUCUAAUAUUUUACAUAUAUAAUAUUAUAUAUAAUCAAUGCAUAUAUAUAUAUAUAUAUAUAUAUAUAUAUACAUAUACAUAUAUAUAUGCAUAUAUAUAUACUUGUAUAUUAUAACUCAAUUAUAUACAGACAUCGAAUGAACGCUUUUGGAUGUUCAUAUAUACCAAUUAUAUAAUAUGUAUAUUACAUUAUAUAUACACAGGGUGCAAAAAAUGAGACAAAUAUUCCAUCUGAUGAAAUGCCUUUUUUACAUAAUUGCGGCAUUUGGGUAUAAAUAAUAUCAAGUAAUAUCCUAAUUAGAACAAUUAGGAAAGAUAUUUCAAGUGGUAAUAAAAGCUAGUAUUGCUUCACCCUGUAUAAAAACAUACUGAAAGUAUAAUUACCAUAAUACAUAAAUGUAAUCUAUUGUUACAUAAUAAUUCUUCAAAGAAAAUGAGACAAUAAAUAUAAUUUUGCUAA